ACUUGCACGUGGCUCCUGGAAGCUUUGGGCUGACGGCCUCUUCGUCCUGCAGCCCCACACACGGCCCUACUUCUCCCAGAGCCCUGACAGCAGGGCAGAGCCAGUGACCCGGAGGCGACCCGGGAGGUUGCGCAGUCCCGGAGGCGGAGACCUGGCGGGCGGUGGGUGCUCCACCCCCAGAAGCUUGUUGUUCUCAGGGUUCACCCAGCAGACCCCGAAGGCGGAUUGGUCUCCAACAUCCCCCCAGUCUCCUCCAGGAGCAGCGGAAGCCUCACAGCGGCCAGAGUAGCGCAGCGCCGCUCCAAGCCCGCCCCGGCCGGCCGGCACGAUGCCGCUGCUGUACCCGAAGGUGAAGCCCAACCCGCUGCAGAAAGCAAACCUCUGCUCGCGCCUGUUCUUCUGGUGGCUAAACCCCUUGUUUAAAAUUGGUCAUAAACGGAAAUUAGAAGAAGAUGACAUGUACCCAGUGCUUCCAGAAGAUCGCUCCCAGCACCUUGGAGAAGAGCUGCAAGGGUACUGGGAUCAAGAAGUGUCAAGAGCCCAGGAAGAUGCACGGGAGCCUUCUUUAAUGAAAGUGAUCAUAAAGUGCUACGGGAAAUCCUACUUAGUUUUGGGAAUGUUAACAUUUCUUGAGGAAGGCACCAGAGUAGUUCAACCCAUAUUUUUGGGGAAAAUGAUUAGUUAUGUUGAAAACUAUGAUCCCAAUGAUUCUGCCGCUUUGCACGGAGCCUACGGCUACGCGGCAGGGCUGAGCGCCUGCGUGCUCGUGUGGGCCGUUCUGCACCACUUGUACUUCUAUCACAUCCAGCGCGUGGGGAUGAGGCUGAGAGUAGCCGUGUGCCAUAUGGUCUACCGCAAGACCCUUCGCCUAAGUAGCUCCGCCAUGGGGAAGACCACCACAGGCCAGGUAGUCAACCUGCUGUCCAACAACGUGAACAGGCUUGACCAGGUAACGAUGUUCUUGCACUAUCUGUGGGUGGGGCCACUGCAGGCUAUCGCAGUGACUGCCCUUCUCUGGAUGGAAAUAGGAAUAUCGUGUCUUGCUGGGAUGGCGGUUCUCAUUAUUCUUCUGCUUUUGCAAAGCUGCUUUGGGACGUUGUUUUCAUCACUCCGGAGUAAGACCGCUACUCUCACAGACGACAGGAUCAAGACCAUGAGCGAAAUCAUAACUGGCAUCAGAACAAUAAAAAUGAACGUUUGGGAAAAGUCAUUUAUAGACCGUAUUACCAGACUGAGAAGGAUGGAAAUUUCCAAGAUUCUGAGAAGUUCCUACCUUAGGGGCAUGAAUUUGGCAACAUUUUUUGCUGUGAGCAAAAUCAUGAUUUUUGUCACCUUCAUCACCAGUGAGCUCCUUGACAACCUGGUCACAGGCAGCCAAGUGUUUGUGGUGGUGACGCUGUUCGAGGCUCUGCGGUUCUCGAGCACCCUCUACUUCCCCAUGGCUGUCGAGAAGGUGUCAGAGGCUGUUGUCAGCAUCCAAAGAAUCAAGAAAUUUCUUUUACUUGAUGAGACAUCACAGUGCUACUCUCAGCUGCCAUCAGAUGGUAGAACAAUUGUGGAUGUGCAGGCAUUUACAGCUUCUUGGGAAAAGGCAUCAGAGACCCCAACCCUACAAGGCCUUUCAUUUACUGUCAGACCUGGUGAACUGUUAGCUGUGGUUGGACCUGUGGGUGCAGGAAAGUCAUCACUGUUGAGCGCUGUCCUGGGGGAGCUGCCCCCGAGCCAGGGGAAGGUCAGCGUCCACGGGAGGAUCGCGUAUGUCUCUCAGCAGCCCUGGUUGUUUCCAGGAACUGUGAAGAGUAACAUUUUAUUUGGGAAGAAAUAUGAAAAAGAAUGGUAUGAAGAAGUAAUAAAGGCUUGUGCUUUGAAAAAGGAUUUACACCUUUUGGAGGAAGGAGAUCUAACUGAGAUAGGAGACCGAGGAACCCCGCUGAGUGAAGGACAGAAAGCCCGGGUCAGCCUCGCCAGAGCCGUGUAUCAAGACGCAGACAUCUACCUCCUGGACGAUCCUCUCAGCGCAGUGGAUGCAGGAGUCAGCAGACACUUGUUCGAAGAGUGUAUUUGUCAGGCCUUGAAGAAUAAGAUCACAAUUUUAGUCACUCAUCAGUUUCAAUACCUACAAGAUACAAGUCAGAUUCUGGCACUGAAAAAUGGCAAAAUAGUGGACAGGAGGACUUACUCUGAGCUCCUGAAAUCUCGGAUAGAUAUCUCUUCCCUUUUUAAGAAGGGAAAUAAGCAGUCUGAACCAUCUCCAGCUCUAGGAACUCCCACUCUGAUCUCUGAGUCUUUGGCUUCAUCUCUACAGUCUCCCAGACCCUCAUUGAAAGAUGCGGCUCCAGAGGACCGAGAUACUGAGAACAUACAGGUUACACUACCUCUAGAGGACCAUUUGGAAGGAAAAGUUGGUUUUAAGACCUAUAAGAAUUACUUCACAGCCGGUGCUGGCUGGUCUGUCAUCCUCUUCCUUAUUCUAGUGAACAUCGCAGCUCAGGUUGCCUACAUCCUGCAGGAUUGGUGGCUUGCAUACUGGGCGAAUGUACAAAGUGACCUGUAUUUUGGGGAACUUGUAAAAGAAGAUGAAGAUGUAGUGUUCAUUCUGAACUGGUACUUAAGAGUGUAUUCAGGGUUAACUGUAUCUACCAUCCUUUUUGGUAUCACAAGGUCUCUGUUGAUAUUCUACGUUCUUGUUAAUUCUUCACAAACUUUGCAUAGCAAAAUGUUGGAGACCAUUUUAAGAGCUCCAGUAUUGUUCUUCAAUAGAAAUCCAAUAGGAAGAAUUUUAAAUCGUUUCUCCAAAGACAUUGGGCAUAUGGAUGACUUGCUGCCUGUGAUAUUUCAAGAUUUCAUGCAGACAUUUCUUCUCGUGGUUGGUGUGCUGGGCGUGAUGGUGGCUGCGAUUCCUUGGAUUGCUAUACCUGUGAUUACCCUUGGCAUCAUUUUCUUUGUCCUCCGGUGGUAUUUCUUAAGGACUUCACGAGAUGUGAAACGCCUGGAAUGUACAACUCAGAGCCCAGUGUUUUCCCACUUAGCAUCUUCUCUCUGGGGACUCAGGACCAUCCGGGCAUACAAAGCUGAACAGAGGCUUCAGGAGCUGUUUGAUGCAUAUCAGGAUUUGCACUCAGAUGAUUUCAGUAGAAAGGGGGAUUAAAUAUACAGACCUUGAGAAAGAAGGACCCUGGGAACUUGAGAAUCGUCCACUGCCAUCCUGGCCCCAUGGAGGAG
This is a messenger RNA of Capra hircus (goat), 3222 nucleotides long. RefSeq names its product multidrug resistance-associated protein 4-like. Bases 329 to 3148 code for a protein of 939 amino acids. The record is from RefSeq and is a predicted model, not a curated record. Gene Ontology annotation, cellular component: plasma membrane. Lineage: Eukaryota; Metazoa; Chordata; Mammalia; Artiodactyla; Bovidae. Gene Ontology annotation, molecular function: ATP hydrolysis activity; ATP binding; ABC-type transporter activity. Gene Ontology annotation, biological process: transmembrane transport. The transcript has 23 exons.